AAAGAUCCGUCACUGACCUCUGCAGUCAAGCAGUUGGUCUCUGUAGUCAAACACAACUUGUACAAAGUCAAGGACAAAAUGUCGGUCUGUCAUUUCGUGUCAAACAAUUGUCUGACUGUUUUGAGUCGUUUGGGACGUCGAUGUAUCUUAAAUGGUACUGUUGCCAGCCGAACAAGUCAACAUAAGCCUCUCCUUUCACAAGCCUAUGCGACAUCUGCUGCAAAAGAAAGAUCCCAGUAUGGUGGCAGGUACACUGUGACAUUGUUCAGUGGAGAUGGCAUCGGACCGGAAUUGUUGGAUCAUGUCAAAACUGUCUUCAGGUUUGCUGGAGCACCAAUUGACUUUGAAGAAAUCACCAUUAAUGCCCGGACUUCUGAGCAGACAGACAUGGAAAAUGCUCUUCUCUCAGUGAAAAGAAAUGGCGUUGCAAUCAAAGGAAAUAUUGAAACAGCAAUGGCAGACCCCAGUAAAAGGUCCAUCAAUGUCUCCCUCAGGACAGAACUUGAUCUUUGGGCCAGCAUUGUCCAGUGUAAAACGAUUCCUGGGAUUUCUGUGAGACACCAAGGCAUUGAUGUUGUGAUCAUUCGGGAAAAUACAGAAGGAGAAUAUUCCAACCUGGAACAUGAGAAUGUGAAUGGAGUUGUUGAAAGUUUGAAGAUCAUCACCAGGAAACGAUGCAUGAAUAUUGCAAAAUACGCAUUCGAUUAUGCAGUGAAGCAUGGACGCAAGAAGGUCACGGCUAUUCACAAGGCAAACAUAAUGAAACUUGGUGAUGGACUGUUUCUAGAAUGUUGCAAAAAUGUUGCAGAAGAAUAUCCACAAAUCGAAUUCAAUAAUAUGAUUGUUGAUAAUGCUUGCAUGCAGAUGGUCUCCCAUCCUCAACAAUUUGAUGUUUUAGUGUUGCCAAAUCUUUAUGGCAAUAUUCUAAGCAACGUUGCCACUGGAAUGGUCGGAGGUGCUGGUGUUGUACCUGGCCGGAAUAUAGGAGAUUCUUAUGCCAUUUUUGAAACUGGUACACGAAACUCGGGUCGCUCCAUCCAAGGAAAGAACAUUGCCAACCCAACGGGUAUGUUAUUAGCCAGCUGUGACAUGCUAGAUUACCUCGGCUGCUACAGAUACGCCACGAUGAUUCGAGAGUCAGUCAUGAAUGUAUUGAUUUCUAAGAAGAUCCACACACCAGACGUUGGCGGAACCUCCUCCACCAGCGAAGUGAUUGAGGCCAUCCUUGAUGAUCUCCGACCAAAAGCCAGCAGUUGGUUAUUCUAAUCCCGAUUUGAACCAGCAAAUCCAGGAUAAACCUCCAAAAACCAUUAUUUAUCUCAGUUAUCCAAGAUAUUUACUGUUGCUGUUGUUGUUGUUGUUCCUUUGAAUCUCAACUCAAGUCGGUUAAUUAACUGACAGAGAUAAUGUAUCAUAAAUAAUCCUUAAUCUUUAAUCUCUUUAAAACCACGUCACAGAACAAGUAUUAUUUCCUUAAUCCGUGUAGUAAAGAUAUCCUGUAAGGUUUGUUAGUAAAUAGUUAUUGCUUGAAAGUGUAAGCGUGGCUGAGUGGUUUAGGAUGCUUGCUUUCCAACCAUGUGGCUACAGGUUCAGUCCCACUAUGCACCCCGGACCAACCAGAGCCUUGUGAAUGGAUUUGGUAGAUGGAAACUGAAAGAAGCCCAUCAUGUGUGUGUGUGUGUGUUUGUGUACCCAUGUCUUGACAUUAGAUGAUAUUUGUAACUGAGCAUCAUCAUCAUCAUCAUCGUAAAAGCAAUGCUGUUCAUUUCAAAUCCUCCACAAAAAUCACAUUAGGCCAUGGGGGUGGGGGGGGAGAUAUCACCUUGCCGGGGAACAGGUGAGGGUUGUUGACAGGAAGGGCAUCCAGCCAUGGAAAAUCUUCCUCGACAGAUUCUUCCACCUGACCCAAGCAAGCAUGGAAAGCGGGGGAUAUUAAAAUGAUAAUGAUUUAAUCAGAGGUAUGUCGUUAGUGAAAUACUCUCGAUGGUGGAAUGGUUUCAUUUAUUAGCUGAUAACGAGGAGGCUGGGUUACCGUUCUGACUACCUCCCACCCACUUCCAGAACCAAUAUUUUGCUGUUUUAAUGAAACUUUUCCUUCUUGUUGUUUUAGUUCACAUCACUUUACGUUCUGAGUUCAAGUGUCGCCAAUGUCAGUGUUGUGUUUUGUCCUCCCGGGGCACAGCGUGGGGGGGAGGAAGGAGGGAUUGAGGGAAUAUGAUAUUUGUUGUUAAGUACAGGGGGUCGAUGUAGUCUGCUGUUUCCCCACCUACCUCCAGAUUCCUAAUCUCUGGGUCUGUCUUAGAAGCCAUCCUUAAUACUCU
Molecule: messenger RNA, 2321 nt
Organism: Octopus sinensis (East Asian common octopus)
Lineage: Eukaryota; Metazoa; Mollusca; Cephalopoda; Octopoda; Octopodidae
Product: isocitrate dehydrogenase [NAD] subunit gamma, mitochondrial
Exons: 14
Coding region: 79-1266 (395 amino acids)
Biological process (GO): isocitrate metabolic process; tricarboxylic acid cycle
Cellular component (GO): mitochondrion
Molecular function (GO): magnesium ion binding; NAD binding; oxidoreductase activity, acting on the CH-OH group of donors, NAD or NADP as acceptor
Source: RefSeq, a predicted model, not a curated record